AGCGCCACUCCGGCCGCCACACCGAGCACCGAACGUCAAUCGACCCAUAGGUAGUGGUGGUGUCGGUGUCCAGACUCAGAAUCUAAAUCCUCACGGCACAACAAAUCCAAGGAUCGUACCUAUGUCCCCCUUCCACCCAUCUUAAGCCAUCAUCAUUGCAAUGACACCACGCGUCCUCCUCGAAGAUACUUCCACACCCUCCGAUGCUCUCCUAAGUCUGCUAACCUCCCAUCUCCCACACUCCCUCCCCGUCCUCCGCUGCCUGCAGUUUGCACGAAACUUCCCGAACGGCCGCUCACCGCGUGCCCACGUGCUGUACGCUCACUACCAGGAGGGUGAGAGCAGCGAUGGCCAGACAAGAGGACAGCAGCACCGCAAGCAGCCGCAGCAGCAGUUUGCCGCGGCCUACGUCGACCUGUGGCGGGGGCCGGAAACACAGAUCUGGCUCUACUCGACACUAGAGGACAGGUGUGCUACUACUACUACUACUACUACUACUACUCCUACGAGCGCAACCAGCGGUGUGAUCCGCGGGGAGGGACCCAGGGCCAGAGCCGGCAGACAUAGUGCAUGCGAUCUUACGCCUGACGAGGGGAAGCAAGGCCUCGAUCUUGUCCUGGCGCUCUUGCGGCGCGCUAGGACGGUAGCUACGGCCGGGGAUCACCCGCCCUUCAUCCCCGCCGCCGAGGGGGGACCGGAGGGGCGACGGAUGAAGGUCUUGAUUGGCUCCCUCCACGAAGACGUCCGCCAGAAGUUGCUCGCAAGCGGGGUGAGAAUGGAGAAAUCCCCGAAUCUCCCCGCCGAGCUGGAGUGGGAAUUCUGCGGCAAGUGGCUUUUCCGGGUAGAGGAUUUGCCUCGCAGCAACGGUUCCUUGCCGGAGGGCAUGCGGUGGGAUCGGGUGCGGAGAGAGGAUGUCAGGGUAGUGCUGGAGCGGACGAGUAUCAAGCGGAAGGAGGCGACUUUGCUCAUGGUGCCGAGCACCGUGAUCAGAUUGGAUGACGGGACACCCAUAGCUUGGGUUUUCAUGGGGCUUGACGGGUCGGUAGUGACAUUACAUGUCGAGCAGCAAUACCGCCGUCUGGGUCUUGCCAAAGCAGUGGCUUGCAAGAUAAUGCGCGACCACCUCCAGGACUACGGUGACGACGGCUGGGGGGCGGCCGAUGUGUUCGAGGGGAACCUUGCCAGUCAGGGGUUUUGCCGGAGUAUUGGCGGGAAGCUCAGCUGGACGAUAUCCUGACCUCUGCAGCGUUGGAGAUCCCCUGUGAGAUGUGCAUAAGACACUUUUAGUACCGCAGACUUCUACCC
Chaetomium strumarium is the source of this 1305-nucleotide messenger RNA. RefSeq lists its product as uncharacterized. Lineage: Eukaryota; Fungi; Ascomycota; Sordariomycetes; Sordariales; Chaetomiaceae. The coding region runs from base 161 to 1237 and encodes 358 amino acids. The record is from RefSeq and is a predicted model, not a curated record. The transcript is spliced from 5 exons.